Messenger RNA from Panonychus citri (citrus red mite), 1020 nucleotides. RefSeq lists its product as uncharacterized. The record is from RefSeq and is a predicted model, not a curated record. Lineage: Eukaryota; Metazoa; Arthropoda; Arachnida; Trombidiformes; Tetranychidae. The coding region runs from base 206 to 709 and encodes 167 amino acids. The transcript has 2 exons.
GCUCACCGAGUGAUCAGCAAACGAGAUUGUUAAUUUCUUCAAGCUCUCUCUCCUUCUCUCUCUCUCUCUCUCUCUUUCUCUCUUUCUAUCACAUAAAUCUUCCCGUCGAAUAGUAAAUAAUAAACUGACCAUCAACUGUGUUGACCAUCAUUCACAAUUAGUUAAUUAAAGUGCAUUUGAGGCGAGAAAAAGUAAGAAAAACAAAAUGUUACCCGUCCGUUUGUUUGGUAAUUCAGUUAAACUAUCGGGGAGUCAUUUGAUUGCUGGUGGACCUAAAUCGUUACCAUUGACCAGUUCUCGUUCAAAAUCAACUCUAACGGAACCAAAUGAUUGGGCGAACCAAACAGUGGACACAAUUGCGAGCGAAGGGAUUUCGUUUACAGAGACAAGGAAACACAAGAUGGACGGUGACACAGUUUACCAUCAGAACCUUGACCAGGAUCAAUAUGAAUCUCUGAGUAGAAUUGAUUCAAGUAACGAUAAACAAGAUGGACGAUUCCAUGUGUAUGAUCCCAGUUCCAUUGGAUUAUCAGGAGUGAUGCAAACCAAUGUACCCGAACCUUUUGACCCAACAAUUGAUGACAAUCAAGAGGCUUUUCUGGUUGACCAUGCAGCUUCUUUGAAUAUGCCCGGAGGGUCAAUUGGUCAGAAGACAAAGUAUCUUAGUGGUCAGCUGAAUAUGCUGGACAUUGACCAGUCUCGACAUUGAACAAAUCUAAAAGAUAAACGAUAAUCUCAAGUUUCUUCAUCGUUACUAUUAGAGUAAUAACUCUGAUUACCUUGACAAUUAACUAAAUUAUCUCAUAAUUUGUGUACUUUGACUUUCACUCGAUCGUCAAUUUGAUAACAAUUUAAGUUAAUCAUUGUUUCUAACUCUUGAUUAACUUUUCAUCAACAUAAUGACAUACUUUUGAUUUAGAAACUUAAUUUUAUGUCAUCAAGAUAAUCAACCCAAAUUGUAAUCCCUAAUUAACUCAUAUAUUUAUUAAUAUAAUUAAAGUUAAUCUGAAGCAGAAAAAA